Trichoderma virens Gv29-8 is the source of this 1367-nucleotide messenger RNA. RefSeq lists its product as uncharacterized. NCBI's taxonomy places the organism in Eukaryota, Fungi, Ascomycota, Sordariomycetes, Hypocreales, Hypocreaceae. The transcript is spliced from 3 exons. The record is from RefSeq and is a predicted model, not a curated record. The coding region runs from base 32 to 1300 and encodes 422 amino acids. Gene Ontology annotation, biological process: proteolysis. Gene Ontology annotation, molecular function: metallocarboxypeptidase activity; zinc ion binding.
UCAAAAACCCACAAUAUCGUUAGCCUUCACCAUGAAGUCUCUUGCUCUUCUAUCCGCCCUCCUUGCAUCGGCAUCAGCCGCCGUCUUUCAUACUCCUAAGGUCUCCUAUGAUGGAUACAAGGUCUUCCGGCUGUCUGUUGAAGCCAAUAACAUUGGUCGCAUCAACGACAUUGUGGACAGGCUGAAUCUCCAGACCUGGAAGCCUGCAAAGAAAGCAGGAUCUUUUGCAGAUAUAGUAGUCCACCCUAGCCAACUGGAGGCUUUCAAGAAGGAGACGUUGGAUUUGAAGCCCGUGGUCAUGCACGAGGAUCUUGGUCUCUCCAUCGGCAAAGAAUCCGCUUUCCACCCCUAUUCUGUUGAAGCCGUCAAAGCCGUCAACAGCACAUGGUUCAACUCGUACCAUGCCUAUGCAGACCAUCUACAAUUCCUCAGAGACCUCUCGGCACAGUUUCCCACCACUUCAGAGAUUGUCACAUCUGGUAACUCUUUGAAUGGCAACGCCAUUACCGGCAUUCACUUUUGGGGCAGCGGAGGCAAAGGCGUCAAGCCCGCUGUCAUUCUGCAUGGAACUGUUCAUGCCAGAGAAUGGAUCACUACUAUGGUUGUCGAAUAUUUUGCCUACACCUUGCUCACGAGCACCGACGCUACGACUAAGGGCUUUUUGGACAAAUAUGACUUUAUUUUCUUCCCAGUUGUAAACCCUGAUGGAUUUCUGUAUACCCAAAGCACUGAUCGCUUGUGGCGCAAGAACCGACAAACAAAUUCCGGCAGCUCAUGCGUCGGUCGUGACAUCAACCGAAACUGGAAUUACAUGUGGAAUGUCCCGGGAGGCGCAUCUACCAAUCCUUGUGCUGAAGACUUCAAAGGUGCUGCUGCAGGUGAUUCUGUCGAGUUCAAGGCCCUAUCUGCCUACAUCCAAAAGAUCAAGACGGCCCAGGGUCUUAAGCUUUACAUCGACUAUCACUCCUACUCUCAACUCUUCAUGACUCCCUAUGGAUACUCUUGCACUGCCGUCGCGCCGAACAACAGUGAGCUGCAGUCUCUCGCUAAGGGCGCCGUAGCUGCUAUCCGUGCUGUUCACGGCACCUCGUUCGACUACGGCCCUAUCUGCUCGACCAUCUAUCAGGCCACUGGCUCCAGCGUCGAUUAUGUGAAUGAGGUUGUCAAAGCAGAUUACACUUUCACAUCUGAGCUUAGAGACACCGGGAGAUAUGGCUUCGUCCUUCCCGCCAACCAGAUUGUGCCCAGCGGAGAGGAGGCUUUCGCCGGCUUCAAGUAUCUGUUACAGAACAUGAAGUAAGCAUCAGUUAGCAGGCUUCCUGUGAAAAAGAAGUAAUAAAUAAAUAAAUCCAUUUUGAAUUUUCUUC